CGCCCGCGGGCCCGGGGCGAGCCUGGGGCGGUCCAACUUUGCGGCUCCUGGCCGGCUCCCAGGUGGGAGUUGUGAGGCGUGGCUUGGUGGAGAAGGCAACCGGGGUUGGGGGGCGGGGGGGCCGUGAGGCUCCCCGGUAGGCGGGAGGGAUCGAGCGAGCCGCUCUGGACAAUGAGCUGGGCAGCUCGACGCUGUGGCCACUUUUAGUGGGGGCGCGGGCCGGUCGGCGCCUCGGCUGCUCAGAGGCCCCCACCUGCGAGGAGAGGGCGGGAUGCCAGAGCCAGGUGUCCCGGCGCUGUGAGGCCCCUCACGGUCAGACGUUCCUGUACUUGAUUCUCGCAUUGACGUUAGGCUACCGAGAGGUUGUGGCUGGGACGUUUUUGGUGGGGAGCCCUUGGAGCAGCCGCGAUGGCCAGCACCAGGAGUAUUGAGCUGGAGCACUUUGAGGAACGGGACAAAAGGCCGCGACCAGGGUCGCGGAGAGGGGCGCCCAGCUCCUCGGGAGGCAGCAGCAGUUCGGGCCCCAAGGGGAACGGGCUCAUUCCCAGCCCGGCGCACAGUGCCCACUGCAGCUUCUACCGCACGCGGACCCUGCAGGCUCUGAGCUCGGAGAAGAAGGCCAAGAAGGCACGCUUCUACCGGAAUGGGGACCGCUACUUCAAGGGCCUGGUGUUUGCCAUCUCCAGCGACCGCUUCCGGUCCUUCGAUGCCCUGCUCAUCGAGCUCACCCGCUCCCUGUCGGACAACGUGAACCUGCCCCAGGGCGUCCGCACCAUCUAUACCAUCGAUGGCAGUCGGAAGAUCUCCAGCCUGGACGAGCUGCUGGAAGGUGAGAGUUACGUGUGUGCAUCAAAUGAACCAUUUCGUAAAGUUGAUUACACCAAAAAUAUUAAUCCGAACUGGUCUGUGAACAUCAAGGGUGGGACAUCCCGAGCCUUGGCUGCUCCCCCCUCGGUGAAAAGUGAAGUGAAGGAAAGUAAAGAUUUCAUCAAACCGAAAUUGGUGACCGUGAUUCGAAGUGGAGUGAAGCCUAGAAAAGCCGUGAGGAUCCUUCUAAAUAAGAAGACUGCUCAUUCAUUUGAACAGGUCUUGACAGAUAUCACCGAAGCCAUUAAACUAGAUUCAGGAGUGGUCAAGAGGCUCUGCACGCUGGACGGAAAGCAGGUUACUUGUCUGCAAGACUUUUUUGGUGAUGAUGAUGUUUUUAUUGCUUGUGGACCUGAAAAAUUCCGUUAUGCCCAAGAUGACUUUGUCCUGGAUCACAGUGAAUGCCGUGUCUUGAAGUCAUCUUAUUCUCGCUCCUCAGCUGUUAAGUAUUCUGGAUCUAAAAGCCCUGGGCCCUCCCGACGCAGCAAAUCACCAGCCUCAGUUAAGAGGGGUGGCCAUCACUCCAGUGCCUACUCUGCAGCCAGAUCCCCAGUUAAUGGAACUCCCAGCAGCCAGCUGUCUACUCCUAAAUCAACGAAAUCCUCCAGCUCUUCCCCAACUAGCCCAGGAAGUUUCAGAGGAUUAAAGCAGAUUUCUGCACACGGCAGAUCUUCUUCGAAUGUAAAUGGUGGACCUGAACUUGGUCGUUGCAUGAGUCCUGAAGGUGUGAAUGGAAACAGGUGCUCUGAAUCAUCAACUCUUCUUGAGAAAUACAAAAUUGGGAAGGUUAUUGGUGAUGGGAAUUUUGCAGUAGUCAAAGAGUGCAUGGACAGGUCCACUGGAAAGGAAUUUGCCCUGAAGAUUAUAGACAAAGCCAAAUGUUGUGGAAAGGAGCACCUGAUUGAGAAUGAAGUGUCAAUCCUGCGCAGGGUGAAACAUCCAAAUAUCAUCAUGCUGGUUGAAGAGAUGGAAACAGCUACUGAGCUCUUUCUGGUGAUGGAAUUGGUCAAAGGUGGGGAUCUCUUUGAUGCAAUUACCUCUUCAACCAAGUACACUGAGAGAGAUGGCAGCGCGAUGGUGUACAACCUGGCCAACGCCCUCAGGUAUCUUCAUGGCCUCAGCAUUGUGCACAGAGACAUCAAGCCAGAGAACCUCUUGGUGUGUGAAUAUCCUGAUGGAACCAAGUCCUUGAAGCUGGGAGACUUUGGUCUGGCCACUGUGGUGGAAGGCCCUUUAUACACAGUCUGUGGCACACCAACUUAUGUGGCACCAGAAAUAAUUGCUGAAACCGGCUAUGGCCUGAAAGUGGAUAUUUGGGCGGCAGGCGUGAUCACAUACAUACUUCUCUGUGGAUUCCCUCCAUUCCGAAGUGAGAACAAUCUCCAGGAAGAUCUCUUUGACCAGAUCUUGGCUGGGAAGCUGGAGUUUCCAGCCCCCUACUGGGAUAACAUCACAGACUCAGCAAAGGAAUUAAUCAGUCAAAUGCUUCAGGUAAACGUUGAAGCUCGGUGUACCGCGGGAGAAAUCCUGAGCCACCCCUGGGUGUCAGAUGAUGCCUCCCAGGAGAAUAAUAUGCAAGCUGAAGUAACAGGUAAACUCAAACAGCACUUUAAUAAUGCGCUCCCCAAACAGAACAGCACCACCACCGGGGUCUCGGUUAUCAUGAACACGGCUCUAGAUAAGGAGGGGCAGAUUUUCUGCAGCAAGCACUGUCAGGGCAGCAGCCGACCCGGGAUGGAGCCGACCUCUCCAGUCCCUCCCUCAGCUGAGGAGCCCCCCGUGUCCGCACCGGCAGACCUGGCCCCCGCCCCUCCAGAGUCUCCCACACCCCCUUGUCCUCCUGCUGCCGAAAGCUGCGAGCGGGCAGGGACCUGGCGCCGCCACCGCGACUGACCCCGAGCGGACAGGCUGGAGCCCACUGCGGCUGGAAAGCCCCUCUUGUUGGGCCGCGGCCCUCUCGUUGAAGAGCCUUUCUCUGCUGACUGCUGUUGGGAAGUUUGCUGGCACCUCUGAGGGCUGCCAGGAUCCAGGAGCUCGAUGCCAGGGAUUUGCUUCUUUUCAUAAUCUGGGCUCUGCCCGCCGGUUCCUGGAGGUGUCCUAUGCAGUGUUAGCUGCCGUGACAGAUAUUCGGAGCGGCUCGUUUUAAAUUGUUUUCAGUUCAGUGGACAUUUUUGCGGUGUCACCAGGAGAAUGUGCAACUUUUAUCUGGGAUUUAAUGCAUUUUUAUAGAAACACUUUGGAUGAAUCAAGCUCUCUCCCUAUUUAAGUAAACUCGGAGCGUUCCUUUUUUUCUUACGAACAAUUUAGAACUGCAUUUGUCCCUUUGUGGGUGUCCUGUGAGAGGUGGCGUAGCACCUUCCUCUGCCAAGAGGGUUCGGAGGACUGGCGUUCUGAUGGAAGAAGUGAGCACCCGAGAGGACAGUCUGGUCAUCGGACACUAAUUCAGACUUUGAAAAGUGGUUCCAGGUGCCCGAGGAAGCAGUCCACCGUUAGCCUGGGGUGCUGGGCUCACCUAAGACAACACUGGAUAUUUAUUUGUAUACAGACCACGGGGGGAUGUCACUUUCUUCCCUAGACAGUGUGCUCUCCCCCAACUCUUCCCACAUAUGUAUUAGGAGACAUUAAUGGGAGUCGUCCUUUGGGCUUUUUCAUGAAAGGCGUGGCGCAUGCGGCACCCCCCGGGCCAAGUGGUUUCUUCUCAGCAAGCCGGCUUCUAGCAGAGCACGGUAAACUAGGCAUCUGACUAGCCACCGCAGUCUCUUUCAUCAUCUGCUUGUCAUCUGGAGCUCGCCGGAAACAACUGAGGAAACAUAGCCCGAGGCACAGUCAGGACCGGGGCAGGAAGGUGCUCCACAAACAUCCUCUGUUAUUAACCUUCUGGAAGGCUGCUGGCAGUUUUUCCUUUUUUCCCCCACUACCCUGCCCCUUUUAAUAAUUGUACAUAAUCGAUGUAUUUGUUUUACCUGCUCAUCUUCUAAACUGGGGGGCCCUGUAGUUCAUUCUCAUUGUUAGACUUUUGCCUCUUAUAAGUGUACCCAACCUGCAAUAAACCCUUCUUGAGGAAAAAAGUGA
Messenger RNA from Lynx canadensis (Canada lynx), 3939 nucleotides. RefSeq names its product doublecortin like kinase 2 (gene DCLK2). Bases 409 to 2760 code for a protein of 783 amino acids. Gene Ontology annotation, molecular function: protein kinase activity; ATP binding. Gene Ontology annotation, biological process: intracellular signal transduction; protein phosphorylation. NCBI's taxonomy places the organism in Eukaryota, Metazoa, Chordata, Mammalia, Carnivora, Felidae. The record is from RefSeq and is a predicted model, not a curated record. The transcript is spliced from 17 exons.